Molecule: messenger RNA, 11831 nt
Organism: Porites lobata
Lineage: Eukaryota; Metazoa; Cnidaria; Anthozoa; Scleractinia; Poritidae
Source: the annotation of a GenBank genome assembly
CUUAGGGAAAUCAGUUUUAGUUUGUCCGUUUUGUUCACUCAGUUAAUUCGACAUUUCCACAUUCGCGCUCUCGAAAUAACACGUUCGAUGAGCUACACAUCAAAAUGAAGAGAAGAAGCAUUGACCCUUCGAAACUGAGAAGGCCUUUAAAACGUUCUCGUAUCACAGAAUCUAUUUACGGCAGGUAAAGUCGAUGUGUCGAGUCGCUCAGUGUUGUACUAGCACUGUCGUGAAUAUAAUAUAAAGGUCUUUUCUUAAAUAUGCUUUCCUCUUUAUUUCUUCUAGUGCAUUUCUGUAUGUCCGGUUUUUCUUAGUAUGGAUAAUGGUCUUGACUGCGGACUUUCUAUUGGAGUUUCGCUUUGAAUAUCUUUGGCCUUUCUGGUUACUUUUACGGAGCGCUUACGACUCAUUUAAGUACCAAGGUUUGGUAAGUUUUCAAGAAAAUUAAACCUUGCUUCUGUCGUUUCUUGCCGCUCAUUGGCCUUUUAAGUGAUCCCAGGGUUGCUAUCAUAACUGCGGUUUUUACUAAAAUUUAUUCUAAAUGUUUUGAUAGCUCUAGCAGUUUAUUUUCCGGUUAUGUUUUUCAGGCUUUCUCCCUUCUAUUUCUCACUUUGGCUUUCUGUUCGGAUCUCAUAUGUUUGAUGUUUCUACCUGUGCAUUGGUUGUUCUUUGCUGCAAGCACGUAUGUUUGGGUUCAGUACGUCUGGCAUACAGGUAAAUUACUGGACAUGCUAUCUGCCAGAAUAUUAACGGCGUUAAACGUAGUGGUAGUUGAAAACGUUGACCACUAAAUUCGCACAAGGAAGAUUUCAGUGUUUACAUUUCGUCCAGUAUUGGUGAAUCAAGAGUAUGGGAGUUACAUUCGAAGGUGGGGAAUUUCCGCGAAUGUGAUCACCGGCGCGGGAUUUCCAUAGGUGAAGUAAGAAUCCAUAAAAUUUGUAAUGAAUCUAAUGAUUCUCCGUUUCUAAUAAUUUACUGUUUUCACGUUUCAGAUCGCGGUCUAUGCUUGCCAACCGUUAGUCUAUGGUUACUGUUUGUGUAUGUAGAGGCGUCUGUACGACUUAGAGAGCUUAAAAAUCUUCCCUUUCACUUAGAUCUCUGUCGACCUUUUGCCGCUCAUUGGUAAGUAAAAUGUUUAAGUGCUUUGAAGAUGGUUUUUGGCACAAUGGGGUCAGUAAAUUAUAUUUUCAGAUCAAUAUGUGAACAGUUCAGACCUAGACGGUGAUGAACACUUCCCAACCUAAUUUACAUUUUAGCAAAAGAUUUCCUCAAACUGGCAGCUGGUUAUUCCAUGCAAAGCAGCCUUCGUUCAGAUAUCGUCGGAAGUAAACCCUUAUUGUAGUUAGAAUUCAAUGGUUGUCUUUAAAAUUUCCUCGAAAAGCCUCCUCACAUCAGUUCCUGUGGUCAUCGCAUUUUAUCAAUAAUAACAUUUUUACCGCCAAUUUGUACAUUGGUCCUGGGAGUUCUCAUUUUCGAGAGAUUAAUCAUUAAAAUCUGCUUUAUUUUGAAAAUGCUUAACUGAUAGCUAAAGAAAUAAGCUGCUUUUACUUAAAAUAAUUGAAACAUUUUAAUCAUUUUUGCUAUGAUAUAUUUUAUUAUGUCAUGGAAAACUGCACAUGUGUGAACAUUCGAGGUAUUGAAGAAUCUUAAGUGAUAUUUGAUUCAUUAAUUUUGACCACCGUGUUAUAGAGACUGUUCAUUUGAGGAAGUUUAUUCUGAUAAGGGUAGACUUUGAGGAAUUAUUUAUGUUUUUACUCAGAAAUGUUACCCUCUGCCCUUUGUACUGUUGUCCUGUGAUUUAGAGUUGUAUACCUGUCAGAUCUGCCUUACCUUUCAUUCUCAAUAUUUGCCACCAGUGUUAAUUUCAAAUUUAAGGUAAACUGUGCAGUGUUUCAAGCUAAAGUUUCUUCAAAGUUGUCUUCUGGCAACCUGAAAUCUUAAUGUGGUUGCAAGCAUAAAAUAUUGGUCACCAGAAAAAUGGACACAAUGUUAGAUGAGGUGGAUGGAAUGAUCAAAGGGGCUGUCUGUCUGUCGAGGUUUUGUAGGGCUUGAAAUUGUGACUGAUACAGUCACAUACGAUUAACAUUUUCUCCCUGGUGGCUAAGAAUUCUGGUUUAGUCACCACUUUGGAGACCAGAUUUCUCUAUGAUUUAGAUUUAAAUUAAAAGAGUAAAGUUAAAACAAACAUUUCAUGUGCCAAAUCACAUAAACAAAGCCAGUUAACCUCCAAAUUUAUACCCACUUCUGUCCACAAUAUUUUCAAACAAUCAAAUCUGAUGGAUUGCACCAUACUAAGAGCUGCUUCAUUUACAUUCUGCAAACUGGCGACUAAAAAUUUGACUUUAUUUCUCCAGUUCGACGGGAAGAUUAUUUUUUAAUUUCAAGGCCUGUUUUGCCGUGACUCUGAAACCUGAAUAACCCUAGGGAGAGAAAGGCAAAUAUUAAAGAAUUGAGAGUGUAAAUAAUAUUUCUUGCAAACGUUAAUUUCACUUAAACACAAGAAAACCAUAAACAUUAAUUAAACACUGCAGUUUGACAACUUUUGUUGGAGUUUUAAAUGAUGAAUUUUUUGUUGCCUGCCAUGGUGAUGGAAAUAGUUGGCGCUCUGGGUAGAGGAUUAAAUCGAGGGGGUGGGGUGGGUGGAAGUUGCUUGUUUGAUUUUUCUUUAAUCAUAUAUCCAUUGAAUUACAUCUCUCAAUUACAGUGUAACCUCUCCUUUGGGACACAUCUAUUUAAGGGACAUGUCCACAAUUUUGUCCUCUGUUGAAGGGACACCUGUUUGGGAAAAGGACGUUUUGGGUCCCGAAACCUGGGUUUAACCUCCAUUCAGAGGACAUCUUAGCACUAAAAAAGUUACUGACCAUAAAAAGCAUUGAUAAGUUUAAGGUAUUAGAUCUGCUAUAAACCCUUCCAUUUGAAAAAUUUAUUUCUCAAAUGAUUAAGAAUUUUGCAAAAUAAAAAUUACACAGGCCUAUCAAGCUAGAGCUGAGCUUUCAGAAAAUUGAUAUCUGAGGUGACAAUUUUUACACCUAAGGUGUUAUUUCUGAUUUAUAUCGCAGGCUCAAGAAUUCUAUAAUUCCGUAUUUCUGCCUUUCUCUCAAUGGCUAGGAAUAAAAAAAAAUUGAAACUGACUUAUACUUAGUUUGUUCAUUUACCUUUAAAUUCCUGGCAGUAGCCAGUAAAUUUUUCCUGAGAUAUAGAGGUUGAAUUUUUUUGUAAUGCCCUGUAACUUCUAGCCUGCGAACCGCAGACGCAUUUCCGGUCGUCGCUUCUCUCCCUCCGAAAAAUAGUGUCUGCGAACCCGAGCGGCAAAACGAUUUCCGUGACGUAAAACCUCUUGUUUUGAUGUAGGCCAAUCAGAUCAAAGGAUAGAAUACAGCUCGAGUGACUCCUCGCGACCUCGCGCGCUGAAGUGUCUUGGAUUUUGGAGAGAAUUACCAAAUACGCUUUGGAACGUGAAUUUCACGACCAUAACAAGGUUUCCUGCGACGUUGAAUGCUGACUUCUUUAUGAAGCAACUGCUUCUUAAGCUAUGUAUCUGAUGUGGGCCUUUGGUUUCGCGUUAUAAAAUACGGUAGUACGUGACAUAAACAAAACCUGGACAAAAUAAUCGCUACAGCGAAAGGAAAGCAACAUAGCUUAAUGACAUCGCGCUCAGACUUAUUUAUUUCAAUUUAACCAGCGCUGACAAAAGGUGGUGAAUCAAUUAUACAGGCACAUCCUUGACUGAUUCAGAAAUCUCUAACAAUCGCUCGUUAAUAAUUCUAGUAUAGCCACAACACAAUGAUCUGAAAUAUUAUAAACCUGGGCCAGACCCAGCAUGAAAUAAAUAGUUACAGCACUAAAUAGAUCAUAGUCAAAAUGACAUUUCAGCUGCGACGCUUCUACAAAUCUCAUAAAAAACUAUGGAAAUGAGAACCUUGAAAAGAACAUGUAUUUAAAGAAAUAUACCGGAACAAAUAUAAAAUGCUUUCGAUCUGAUCAAAGUUCUAUCUGAACCAAGAAGCAACCACGCAUGGGAAAUCAAUUACCACAUGUCCUACCUUUCAAAGAUAAAGGAUAUCUACUAAAAAAUAUCUAAAACGGCACACGACAAACUAUCGAAGAGUUCUCCAAGGUAUACUUUCCUGCCAGGAACCAGAAAGGAACAGAAGCAACAAAUGGCAUGAUGCGUCUACUGUCAUUAGGACAGUUAUCGUUUCAAAUAUGAUCAAAACAACUAAGUCUGAUAAAUCAUUGACUCCGUAGGCAAAUAGAUGAAAAAUGUCCUCUAAUCUUUUCUUCGAUAUGAAUCCUCUUGAUACUUAUUUCAUCUUUCAGUCCCACAAUCCUGCCAAAUUAACUUUCGUAAACGCGUCGUUCUGAUAAAAAAAGGACGGCUAUACACAAGCCACGUCGUCCUUUCAAUUUCGACUUGAAAACAUAUCCAUCGCGCACGAUCCUGCGAGAAGUCUCGCGAGUUAGUUCCUUGAUUUUAAGAGCGUGAUUGGCUAAAAAGGUUUUACGUCAUGGAAAUCGUUUUGUCGCUCUGGUUGGCAGACGCUAUUUUUCGGAGGGAGAGAAGCGACGACCGGAAAUGCGUCUGCGGUUCGCAGGCUAUGUAACUUCAGGCCGCCGUAAAAAUUCCAAAAUAUUCUGGGAAUUGCGGGAAUUCAAUACAUUUUUCCUUUACAUUAUGUGAAUAAACCUGGCAAAUUUCAGCGUGGUAUUAUAAAUCUUCAUCUUUUUAUAGCGAUUUGUUUUCACGGCGGUUCAACACAGCCACAAAAUUGCUCUUAAAUCGCCGUUAAUUUUCGUCACGCUGUGCUGUUUUCUUCGUCGCCAUCUUGAUUUCUUACGAGUAAACCGCUGUUCUUAAUGUUUAUUGUGACACUGACCCGAUUGUAGCACGGAAAGUGGUGAGAAAAUACGAAAGUCUUUGUUUGAACUUGUCGCGUGACGUGCUCUCAAUAUGGCGUCAUAAACAGUGUUUUAACCUUAGCAACGUGCUAAUUUGCAUAAUAGAUCAUUAAACUGCGGCCUUAUCUGUCAUCGACUUUACAAGGAUCUUAUAUCUGUGUCUCUAGAAGGCUUUUUACGGCCAUAGACAUGAUUUAGAAAUAUCAAAACAAUCAUACUUAAUUUGGGGAAGCAGAAUGUUAGGGAAUUUUGCUACAAUUUGCCUUGGCUUAUUUGAAACUCAUAACAUGUUAUUGCGUGUCGGGUUGUAAAAAUUGCAACAUUUCUAUCAACGACGGAAACUAUCACUUCGGAUUUCAGCCCUGUGAUUAUAAAUAUUUCCAAAAAAGCGCUUUUAGAUACCAACUUUGGCCUUCAUUUUCUCACCUUAUAUUUAAUGAAAAUGCUUCAUUUUUGGAAUUUGAGUUCAGGUCAAGAGUACAUUUCAAAUAAGAGAUUUUAUACGCAUGAUCAUUUUUUGACUUUAUAGCAGUUCUAAUAUCUUAAGUAUACACCAGUCACAAUGACGACAACUUUCGCAACAUGAACGGUUUCACCGAAAUCAAAUGAAUGUACCACAUUCACACAAAAGUUUGCUUAGAUAAGUUAAUCAUGUCUUUUAUGCAUUAUCUAGUUGCCUGAAAUAUUGGCUGUAUUCACACUGGAGAUGGAUUAUCCAUCUGAGAAAGGUUAUCCGUUGGAUAAUUCGCAUCAGAUAGAUAAUACGUCUUAAUUUGAACAUGAAACCAUUUUAAUUUUGGAUAUACAAUCCACUUGACUUUAUCCAUCUGUUCUUCCCUCAAUUUUGAUGGAUUUUGAAGAUGGAUUAUCCAUCUCAGACGGUUACCCUCUAGUUUAAUUAUUAUUUUUUAUUUAAUUAUUUAUUUUUUAUCGUAAAUAACAUUGUCCGUUAAAUUUCAAGGUAAUAUCUAAAUAAUAUUAUGUAUUAAUUUACUGAGCUGUGUUUGUAAAGUAGGAGCAGAGUUUGUAUACUUAACCACAUUCUGCUGAAUGUAGAUGUAAAUAUUGGUGAACAAAUCUGUUUUCUUGAAAUAUCUUUGACACUAAUUUGUGGAUGGAAUAAUGAACAAACUUUCCAAAUAAUAAGGAAUGUAUCAUGUCUGUUUUCUGUCUGGUACUGUGGAAACCUGGCAAUAUUGGUUGAUUUGUAUCAGUUUUUUUCUACUUUUCCUAAUUAGACUCUUAUUUAUUUUGGGCCCAUGGGGUUAAAUUUGUCAUAUGCUACAGUCAUUAAAGAAAUUCUUAGUUAGCAUCCAUGGAUGCAGCAAAGCUCAAAACCCUUUAGAAAUUCCUGAAAUGAUCUUUAUUUUUACACUUAUUUUGGACUUAUAAGCCCUUAAAUACCUUCUGUACUUGUGAGGUAAGGAGUUGCUUCUGGUUAUUCAUCCAGUAGUAUUAACCAGUCAUUAUACUUUUUCUUUGCAGUAUUGGUUAUCCUGUGGUGACACUUGGUUAUGGGGUUAAAAGCUAUGUUGGCUAUAAAAUGCGUCAGGUAAGAACAGUUAGUCUUAUUUACAACUAUAAUAUGUUUACUUCUGUUAAGGACCAGUGUUGCGUGUUGAAAUUUAUCAAAGUGUGUCUUUUGACUUGCAUCUUUAUUACGCAUUUGAAAGUGGUUCUUUUCAAUAGAGUUUCGGGUCAAACUAAAACAUAAUGCUUAAGUUAUGCUGACUUUUAGAGAUACUUACUGAACUCUUCUCCCUCAGAUAGCAAGGCAGCUCAGUAUUUAUGUUCUUUUUUUGGCUUUCAUUGUUCUGUACUAAAAUUAUUAGGAAAACUUUUUGUGCUUUUACAGCGAAGAGUCCAACAUGUGGCAAAAGAAAAUGAGUUUUAUAUGCAGCUUAUUAACCUUGCACUGCCACCUGAGACAAAUAAUCACACAGAGGCCACAGAGAGGCCAUCAUCCAGAGGUAUGGCUUUUGAAAUACUCUUAUAUGGUACUAGUAAUAACCAAAGAUUGCAGAUUGUGGGUGACAUUGAUCAAAGGUCAUAAUACUUUUGCUCCAGUGCUGUGCUUUGUGUAGAAAUCACUUGAUAGAUAGUUAAAACACACAGGAUUAGAUUAUGAGACAUAGAAGGUCCAAAGAUCACAUUCUGUGUAUUCCAUUUAUUCUCAGUGGAGGUCCAAAAGGAGCUGGCUAUAUACUUGCUGUGCAUGUAUAAUAGCAACCUGGAGAUUAUGAUUGCGGGCUCCUCUUGUUGCCCAAAAAUAUGCUGGUGACAUGCUAGCCUUGUUGUAGUAAGUUACAAUUCUGUUAAAAAGAAAACCGCAGACUUCAAAGGGGCCAGGGGCCUGGGGCCCAUUUCUCAAAAGUCUUAAUAAUAAAUGGGGCGGGAAAGUUACUGUUGUUUACAUUCAAGAUCGAGGUUUCAAUAGUUUUCCAGAUAAUAAUAUGACAAAAAUAUCAAUUAACAAAACAAAAUGGAGUUGUUUGUUAGCUAAAACCUGCACUCUUAUUCUUCCUAUUUUCUUCAUAUUUGAUUAAGGGCCUGAAAAGUUACUGGGACUUUCAAAAGAAAGGCCCAAAGGAUUGGGGAUUUCCUUAUGGCUACUUUGUAUGCAAACGCUGGCUACUUCAAUAGGAAAUUAGGAGAAAGAUUGAACCAGAGGAAAUCCCUAGCUGCUUUAUUCCAAGCCUACUUUUUGUAUUUACCACUACAACUUGAAAUCUUGGUGAUAGCCCUGGGCUGAUAUUGUCCUGUUCAAAGGCCACUGUAGUUUGAACCAAUCUUUCACACAGCUCUUUUUAAUCCUCACUGAGAAUAUUAUGUUUUUGUUUACUUGCUUUGCAGCUAUUUGUAAUGGCAAAGUUGCAAAUGGAGAUGUAUCAUUACCAAGAGGACGGUCACUUCCUCUUAUGACAAAUGGGAUAAAUACAAAAACUGAUCUUGAUCUCAUUAUAGCAAAAGAAGCUAGCCGUCGUGGAUUAAAAUUAAGUGAUAUAGAGUCAAGAGCUACUUUAAAAGGAAAUAAUUCUUUAGAUGUUCAUCCUUCAAAGAAGACUAGCGAAGACCAUAACUUAAAUGAACUUGACAAGCUGUCUCUGGAGGAAAAACAAAAGAGCAGUAAAGGAGGGCAUCAUAAUCGCACUGCUUCUUUUGGAGUCUUUUCAAAGAAGAAACAUGUUGGAAAACAUAAUGAUGAGGAUGAUGAUGAGAAUGAGGAGACAGAUAGUGAUUCUCUGAGUGCAUCUGGUAGCUCCAUUAAUAACAGUCGUAAGAACAGUAGGAGUAAUUCUCCCAAGGUAACAACAUUUGCUUUUUAUAAAUAAAUAAAUUAAUUAAUUAAUAAUGAUUUAAAGGUAACAUGUCCACUUACUGCCUGUUUCCUGGUCAAAUUGGAAUUUGGAAAUGUUGGUUUUUGAGAAGGGAAAACUGAAAUAGUGGGAGAAAAACAGCAAAGGAGAGGACCAACAACAAACUUAACCCUUAUUUAACCCACGUAUGGCUUUGAAGUAGGGACUUAAACCCUGACUACCUUGGUGGGAGGCAAGUGCUCUCACUGCUGUGCCACCAAAGGCACCACCCUUGUAUUUUUGCAUAGGGUUAAGGGAGGUAGGAAAAACAUGUGGUACUGUAAAAACCUGCAUUUAAGAACCCCUGUUUGUUUCACAGUUCUGACUUUCGCUUAAUGUCUUUCACAUUGCGUCCUCUUCAUCAAAAUGUGUCAUGUUUUAUAUUAAAUGUUGCAUUUUGAGUUGGUUUUACACAGUUUAUUUCUUUCUUCAGGGGCAUGAGAAAUCUCAGUCUGUUGACCUUGGACCCAGUGUUUUCUCACAACUGAAAGAGGAGCGGCUGUUACGGUAAAAACACUGUUACACUUCACGUCAUUCACUUACCACUUAUUGAACUGGGUAUCGGGAAGAGGGGGAAACUCUGUCAAAUUUUGAGUGGGACGCGCUUCAGCAUUUCUCUGAUUCCUGGAACCCUCAUCCCAGACUAACUCUAAAUAUGCAUACAACUAACCGAUUUCCCUUAAACCGUACAGUACCCUGUUCUAGACCAAAAUCCUCUGAUUUCUAUCUGCUUUCAUGAAGCUCUUCGGACUACAAUUGGCGUUUGUACUAAUUUCGUUCACGUAUUUUCUGGCAUGAAACUAUUGUUUUAAGGGUACGGUCUAUUCUUUCUUUUGAGUGUUAAUGUUUUUCUCACCCAAUUAUCUUUCACCUGGCCCAUUUCUACACCCCAUCCCAGAAUAAACUGCUUGAAAAUCCGACCCUUCACUGUCACCUCUCUCCAUAGCCUGUAUGAAUUUCUAAAAAUAGAAUAACUGAGCUUCACAUAAACGCGGGCCAACUUGUUAAGAGUUCAAACCACUAUAGACACUGGUCUUACUGGAAAGUCAAGAUGCCAAAGCGGAUACCACAGUAUAAAUUGACAGACUGAGCAAUACACUUGUCCUUCGUUGUUCCAAAGCUGGAUAGCGCUACUUACCGGAUAAAUCACUAUCCAGCGGAUAUAAAACCAAUUGCGUUACCCUCUGGGUAGAGAUUUAUCCAGUGGAUAGCACUUAAUCCACGUUUUAAAUAACUGGGGCCUGAAGGUGUCUGUGGGAGAUUUCAUUGUAAUCCUUUUCCGUUUCAGUCGUCGUGCGGAGAGUAGUCUCAGUCAGUUGGAGAAUGACAGCAAGCGACUGCGGGUAGAGCUGCAGACAAGCCGUCAAGGGGAGCAAGAGCUGAGAUCCACCAUGCAUAGCUUAAUGGCCAGUGAACGCUCCACCAAGGUGGAACUGCAGCAGCUCAAGUCUGAAUGUGAAGUUAUACAACAAAAGUAAGUGAGAUCGGCAUGGUAUUAUAAAUUUUGGUAAUAGGACUCAGUGGACUUGGGAGGUACAUGCAUAGAAUUUACUUAAUCCAUGCUAGUCCGCGAGCGGUUGUCUUUCUGUCCUCAGAUCCACGCGCGGCGAGCGAAAAAGUCAAAUUAUGCAUAUAAAUGGUAAAAAGGAGGAGAGAUCGAGUGCGGAGAGAGCUUCCGCCCUCGAGCAUGUCUCGCCAAAUGACCUUUUUCCUCAGUCUGUGAAUAAAAUUGUCUGUCGGUCGACGGUUGGUCUUCUGUCGGUUUACGGGAGUUGUUCUUCACAAUUACCAAAGAUACUGAGACAGGCAAAGAGAAACUUGCCACACUCGCUCAACUAUCCAAAGAACGGAUGAAGACAUCCACACUGAAUUAAUCUUAUUCCUGUUCUAUAUUAAUGACAUCCUUUGUAUACCAAAGUUGGGUAAUUUAUAGUGUUGUUAUCUUAAAAAUCCUACAGGCUGCAGACCAUGUCCACGCAGCGGCAGCAAGAUCGCAACUCAAUGGCAUCUUUGGAGCGCAAGUUAAAAACAGAGCGCGAUGCGAGGCUUUUGGCUGAAAGUCAGCUUCGCGAUGAGCGCAGACGACAGAAAGCAGAAGAUGCUGCGGCCAAACAACGCGACGAGACCACCGGGCAUGAUGCGUGUAAUGCACUUCGUUCCGAGCUGGAGGAAGAUAGCCGACAACUGCGCGCUUUACUGCAGGAAAAGGAGGAAGAAAUUAAACGUCUUGAAAGCGAAUCUGAAACACUGAGGCAGAAGACUCGUGAGUAUGACAGUAUGCAAUUAAAGAAGGAAACAGAAGUGCUAAUGUCCGCUCUUACUGCAAUGCAAGGCAAGAACACUCACUUAGAGAACAGUCUAAGCUCGGAGACGCGCUUGAAACUGGAUCUGUUCUCAGCGUUAGGUGAUACUCGACGUCAACUGGAGAUAGCGCAGGCGAAUAUCAAGACCAAAGAUCGGGAAAUUGAAGCUUUCAAGCGUAAGAUUGCCGAGGUCAUGGCUCUUGUGCCCGCUGCUACCACCUAUACUACCGGAGAUUCCCCCGGAGUUCCGCCUCACACCCCUCGUUACGCCUCCAAUCAUCUCAUCGGCCCCAAUCACAUCGAUUUGGCAGGGAGUGGGUUGGACCCCAGCGCUCCUUGCUACAUUCCCUCAUGUAAAAGCCCUAAAGGUUUGCUGUAAGCCCACACUUAGUUCGGGGCUUGUUUAGUUUACUGCUGCCCGGAAUUAAUUUUAGUUUGUUACGGUCUCACAUGGUGAAUAAACGGUGAAUAAAAUUUAACGUGAACGAACCAAGUUCUACCUUCAGGGACGGACGUUUUGUGUGCCUGUCACGGCGUAAUUGCCUUGUGGAAAUUUUGCUUCGGGAAUAUAUCCCGAGAGAAAGGGAUUACUCGAAUUCUGGCAGAAUUGACAGAUUAUGUGAUGAACACAAAUGUUUUUUUGUAGUUGUACACAUUUUCGUCUUCUGUCACGAACGUCGUUCUGUACAAUGUGAGUUUGUAACAGGCUUAAUUUGUUCUUAAAUUAUAGUGUUCUUAAGUUAUUGGGUUUGCGCAACAAGUUAAGCAAGCAAAUACGGUAUUUUUCUGGGCUUGCAUAUCAUAGUUUACGUGUCGUUAGAAGUAACCACAGAUGUUAUCCCAGUUUCAAGACGAAAAGUUUUAAACAUUGUCAAACUUUCACCUGAUACUCAUUACUUCCAAUUUUGAACUGUUUCUUUAUUUAAUAUGCGUUAACGAAUUCUCGUAUGAAAACGUCUUCAUCUAUCUAAUUCCUUCUCUUUGCAAAAUAACACAUUUUCUGGUUGCAAGAAUUAUCUUCAUAAGGAGAGCUUUCUUUGAGACGAUCUUACAUUCUAUCAAAUAGAAAUGUAAAUUAGGGAUUUGAAUUCUGAGGUGAGAAACUGGCCAAUUCAAUAAAAAAUUUCAAAGAAAAGUAAAUGCGGUCGAUUUGAAAUGGAGUUAGCUGCGAGCUCAGAAACGUAGGCUUAUUUUGAGAAAAUAGUCUUCAAUUUCGAGUGUGAAUCGACCAAAGGAGCUCGAUCUAGAUUCGUCAACAAGUAUAUACCACUCU